This is a messenger RNA of Osmerus eperlanus (European smelt), 2126 nucleotides long. It is a transcript of the gene cyb561d1, whose product is annotated as probable transmembrane reductase CYB561D1. Gene Ontology annotation, molecular function: transmembrane monodehydroascorbate reductase activity; heme binding. Lineage: Eukaryota; Metazoa; Chordata; Actinopteri; Osmeriformes; Osmeridae. The transcript is spliced from 3 exons. The record is from RefSeq and is a predicted model, not a curated record. The coding region runs from base 523 to 1218 and encodes 231 amino acids.
ACUCCUUUUACAAUCCCGGAAGUAAAGUCAACGGCCCACCUGAUCUUGAAACAAUAUCAGAUUUCGUACACAGGAUGAAUGAAGACAACCAGAGUUUGCUGGUUUCGUUCUCUGCGGUAUAGCCCGAGAUUUGUGUAUAUAUCUAAUUCAGUCUACGCGUUCUAUUUAGGCUCUGUGCAGGUCAGGAGCAGAACACUUGCUGUCGUCGGAUAGCCUAAUCUCGGAACCGUGAAGGAUUUUCAUUGCCGACUAAUCCAGUGAAUAUACUAUCCACCAUCCGAUAUAAUCGUUUUGAAUCGUAUAUGAUUACGGUGUCCCAUCUAAUAUUUCGUUUUGACAAAUUUCCCACCGAAUUAUGUUUGAUGUUAAUAUUACCAUAGACUGCAUUUAAAUACAUUUAACAAAUGCACUUUUAAAAAUGAUGGAUCUGUAUCUGCAACACUGCAAUACUAUCAACGCUUUCGGCUCAACCAUCGCAAAGCCUGCAAGGAUACACUUGAGGUAGCCUGAACAACAGAGGCGAUGCCGGUCGAUAUCGAGUACAGCCCGGUUGGCGAGGGGCUGGUCAUGAGCGAGUUCUGGCUUUACGUGUGGAUGCGAAGAGUCUCGGUCAUCGCUGCGCAUGUCAUUGCCUUGGGUCUGACCAUUCUGAUUUCGCUACUGUCCCGUCCUGGAACAAGUCUCUUCUCAUGGCAUCCAGUGUGCAUGUCCAUCGCUUACUGCCUGUGCAUGACCGAGGGCAUCCUCCUCUUCUCAGCCGAAGGAAACACCUUCUGUUUCAAGUCACGCAAGGGCAAAGUCCGCCUGCACUGGUUUCUCCAAGCCCUGGUCCUGGUGGCAGCCACCACGGGCGUGGGCUUCAUGAUCGCCAGCAAGAACGUCUCAGAGCGCCCCCAUCUGGCCACCUGGCAUAGCCUUCUGGGGGUGGGGACACUGGCGGCCACCUUGCUCCAAGCCGCCUGUGGCAUCUGCCUUCUCUUACCUAAACUUAGGGUAGCGUCUCCACCCAGGCUGAAGCUCUACCAUGCCACCUGUGGGUUGGUGGUGUAUCUCCUGGCGACGGUUACUGUGGUCGCAGCAGUGUUCACUGAUUGGUUCCAGGCCACGGUGAAAGGGUUGGUGUGGUAUGCCUUUGUGCUGCUCCCGCUAUUUCCAGGACUGGUGGUGAUGAAUCAGAUUACGAAUGCUUAUCUGCCUCGCAAGAAGAUCACUACAUAGGUGGACACCUUGGGAAGAGACAUCUGUCACUAUAUUUUGAAGUGGAUGGUGAUAUAGGCAACUACUUCUGUUAAAAAGGAUGAAUGAUGACUUAGUUGCAGAAGUUUGUUGAAAAAUUCAUACUUGCAACUCAGACGCACCAUGUGUACACACAUUUAAGGCAGCUCUGACAUUUACAAAAAAGCUAACAUACAGCCUGUUACACACACACCUGCACACAGUACAUAGUGUACUAAACAAAAAGCUGUAGCUGGCUCUGGAUGCACUUCUACAUAAAUACCAGGGUGUGGGGAUCCAGAGGAACUUGUAUGGCUAACCUGUCCUAUGAGAUCAUAGAAAAAUAUGCACUGGAACACAUUGAAUUGUAACUGAAGUCAAGUCUUCUGCUCCACCUGUUACCUCAGAGGCCAUUUUGCACAAUUCAAGCAAACAAAAGAGGGGCACUGUAUACAGUAACAAGACUGGUUUUCCCUAAAACAGGGCAUCAUGUUAUGUUUUCAGUUUGAAUCUCUGGGGAAAACAGAGAUUACCAGUGUUUUUUAGUGUGUGUGUCUUUAAAAUGUGGACUUGGCGUCAACUGCAAAUGUCUUUCCAGAGAUUAGCAGAAGAGUAAUUUAGCCACCCGAGCUAAAGGAACUAGACACCCACAGGCUCUAUUAAGCAGAGAAAUAUGUCCUUUAUCCCAAAAUAUUUAGUGGGUGCCCAAGUCUACUUUAAACUAGCUACCACCUUUCUUUGUAAACAUUUUAUUCUUUGUGACAACCAACACUGUCAGGUAUUAGCCUUCUCCCAGCAAAGACGUAUCCUUAGCCAGACCUAUUUUACUAAGAAAUCCCUCGCCUCUUGCACUAGGAUCUAUUGGAUGUAUUGUGCCUAUGAGCUGUCAGCACAACACCUUGGUUUCUCUC